AUGAUCUGGAAGAGAGCCUUUCUUUUGAGCCUAUUGUCAGUUGCAGUGGUAGACGCAAAGAAACAUAAAGGAGGACACAAAAAUGGAGGUGAACACCACGAAUCGAGCUUAACGACUUCGCCGAUAGAGACUUCAUCGGUUUCUGGGCCUCCACUCCGAAGUCAUUCAACUUCGGAGCCACACACGCCUUUCACCGACACGGCAACCACCACCGGCGCUUUGACUGCAACUUCAAUUGGCACAGGUAUCCCAAGCGCAGGCGUUGCAGCGGGUGCUACAAGUUACCCCGCCGAUGGAAACCUUCACCACGCUGAGCCUGCCCCUUAUGAACCAGCAGGUGGCGUUGGAACGAAUGGAAGUACGCCUGUUUAUAAUACAAAAAGCGACUUCGACUACGAGUCUUUGGCUCUCGCUUUAUACCAGGAAUGGAUCGAAUACGAUCUCUUCCAAGAUGGGCUUAGACUUUUCAAUGAGUCGGAUUUCCAAGCAGCUGGUCUGUCCUCUGCAGAUCGCGAGUUAAUCAAGUUCAUGGCACAACAGGAACUAGGUCAUGUUACCAUGUUGAGCAACAUCUUAGGCCCCCGUGCGCCACAACAGUGUUCUUACAUCUACCCGUACACCAAUGUGAGAGAGUUCAUUGACUUCUGUCAAAAGGUCACUCGAUUUGGGGAAGCGGGAGUUCACGGAUUCCUGCCUCAUCUGGACUCUCGUGAAGCAGCGACGCUCCUCACGCAGACUCUCACCGUUGAAGCCCGACAGCAGCUGGUCUUCCGUCAGUUCGAGGGCCUGUUUCCAAUGGUAGAAUGGUUUGAAGUUGGUAUACCGCAGUCCUGGGCCUGGACACUAUUGGCCCCGUUUAUCAGUACUUGUCCUGAGAACCAAACUCGAUUGAUUUGGCAAAAUUUCCCGACGCUCUUGAUUGUCAACCAGCCCAACCCCUGGAAUAUGGGAGUUACAGCAAACUCCUCUUCGGAUCAAGCUCAGACUUCCGGUUCCAGCUCUGCAUCAAGCUCCAGCCAGUCAACCGGCCCCAGCCAGAGCUCAGAGCCGACUCAGACUUCGUUUAGUAGCCAGCCCACUGGACUCAACCAGACUGCAGGGUUCAUAUUCAACCAAACCACAGGAUCAAAUGACACUACAGGUCCGGGUGUUAGCAUUCCGCGGAUACCCAAAGGCAGCAACUCUACCGACUUGAGCUCUAACUGUGGAGUCACUGUUAGCAAAACUCGACCACUUCCACUCACUUUUCCGGGUCGUCGGGUGCUGUUGCAGUGGGAUUCUCCUGGAAAGCAAGUUGGUCCCAACAACAGCUACAUCACUGCAACUCAAACCAAUCAGAGUGCCAAGUACGUUAUCUGGGUGUCUCAGCUCAAUGUGACUUAUACCACCCUGCAAGUUGACAACGGUACCAAUAGCAUCAAUGGUACCAAUGGCACCAGUCGUACUGGUGACCGAGGCUAUACAACCCAGCCAGACUUGGAAACAUACCAGGGAGAUCCUGCUAUCAACGGGACUAUAUUCAUUGCCAUUACGGACAGUGAUCCGGCUCUUAGUCCGUUCAAUCUAAGCUUGAUCAACCCGCAUGUGGUUGCUGGUCCGGCAUUGUACCAGGCUGGGUGA
Messenger RNA from Penicillium salamii, 1620 nucleotides. The record is from the annotation of a GenBank genome assembly. NCBI's taxonomy places the organism in Eukaryota, Fungi, Ascomycota, Eurotiomycetes, Eurotiales, Aspergillaceae.